GAAUGUUAUAUGCUCACUAGCGCCUUUCAUAAAAUUAGUCCGUGAUCCCAACAGAAUAAACAUUCAUCUUGUGUCUACUACCUACUACUACUACCUACCUUGUACCAAACUGCUACUAUUUUUUGCAGAGUCGGUGAACUUAUAUUUGGUUAAGAUCUUAAAAUACAAUGGAUUCAGCGUUACGUGAACAAGUUAUGAUAAAUCAAUUUGUGCUGGCAGCAGGAUGCGCUCGAGAACAAGCUAAACAGUUACUUCAGGCUGCUCAUUGGCAAUUUGAGACAGCCUUAUCAAUAUUCUUCCAAGAAGUUGCAAUACCAUCAGGAGCGAAUGGAAUUGCUGCUCAACAUUAUCACCAGCAAUUAAUAACUCCGUGUAACACUCCAGCGACGCCGCCGAACUUUCCAGACGCAUUAGCUGCGUUCUCUCGUCUAUCGACGACGGGCAGCCCGGGCAACGCCAGCGGCGGGCCCGUGUCCCCACUCGCCACACACCCGCCGCCGCACCAGUACCAACACCAGCAUCAAAACCAGCACCAGCACACUCCCAUGCAAGUCAACACCUUCCAGAGUCCGCCCAAUCCGCAGAAUAACUAUGCACCGCUCUCCUGCUCAACUGCAGUGUGCAGAGAACAUAUGCCAAGAUAAAUUGCUAGUGAGAGGUUAGGAGCAUCUAUAAUUUAUUUUUGUAAUGGUGCGCAAUGUGAGCUGUGGACUUGUGUAAUGUUAUUUUCCGGACGCCCCACUGCACCUUGUUUGCUGGACAAUAUUUGGGGUGCUAUAGUCAAUCAUGUUAAACAUUAAAAUAUUCUCACUGUUUAUAUAGUGGUUUCUAAAACAAAAUGCACUAUGUAUAAUAUGAAUUGUGUUUUUGAUACCUAAUUGAAAUCUUUAUUACCUGUGAUUAAAGAAGUUUUGGUAUCAAUAAUAUGUAGUGGUAUAAAUGUAAUUAUUACUGUAUAAUAUAAAAAAGAAGAAAUUCAAUGUUAUCUUUA
Molecule: messenger RNA, 991 nt
Organism: Papilio polytes (common Mormon)
Lineage: Eukaryota; Metazoa; Arthropoda; Insecta; Lepidoptera; Papilionidae
Product: UBA-like domain-containing protein 1
Exons: 4
Coding region: 168-644 (158 amino acids)
Molecular function (GO): protein binding
Source: RefSeq, a predicted model, not a curated record